AUGGAAAAUUCAAUUCAUUACUUAAAACGGGCAGGAAAAAUAUCAAUUCAUGAAAAAAUAAGGAGAGGGAUUUGUAUUGAUAGGAAAAUAUUAGUUAACAAUUUUAUUAAAGAUAAUAAUAAAUUGAAUAUAUUAGAUAAUAUAAAUUUUAAGAAUGUUUUAAAUAAAAUUGAAGUUAAUAGUAGCAGGUUAAAUGUAAAGGGAAAUAACAGAAAUAUAUUUAAAGAUAAAAAAUGUUACAUUAGUGGAAAUUAUAAUUUUGAACAAACCUUAAAAUCUGUAGACAAAUUAAAAAAUAGUGAUAUUGAAUAUAUCGAUGGGGUUUUAGAAAAAGUGAACAAAAUAAAUGAUAAAGAUGAAGAGGAUGAUAGAUGUAUUCUCGAAUUAAAAGGAAUAUCUAAUAAUGGUGAAAAUAUUUUAGAAUAUACUAAUAUGUGUAUAAAAAUAUGUAAAAAAUUAUUAAAAGAUAUAUUUAAGGAAAAUAAUAUAUAUAUAAUUAUAAAUAUAAUAGACACUGUUUCAAAUAACCUUUGUAAAUUAGGUGAUGCUUUAGAAUUGUUAAGAAAUUUACACAAUAAUAAUAAUGUAAUUUUAAAAGCUCAUGAAGGUUUAGAAAAAUUAACAAAUUUUAUUGAUGAAAUAAAUGUUAAUGAAAAUAUUUAUAAUUUUUUAAAACAAAAAUAUAAUGAUAAUAUAAAUAUAUUAAAUAAUGAACAUAAAGAAGUUUUAGAAAAUAUGAUUCAAUCUAUGGAAAAUCAAGGUGUACAUAUUAAAGAAAAGGAGAAAAAAAAAGAAUAUUUAAAAUUACAAGCUCAAGAAAAAUAUUUUUCAUUUCAUGCAUCUUCAAAUUUUUCUACCAAUUUGGAAGGAAUAUAUAUUGAAAAAAAUAAAUUACUACCAUAUAUAGAUAAGAAUAUAUUAAUUAAAUAUGAAAAUAAAAUAAAACCUUUAUAUAAAAAUAAUAAAAUAAAAAAAAGCUAUUUUUAUCCUACUAAUGAUUAUAUAUAUAUUUUACAAGAUAGUUCUUUUUUAUUAACACUUUUGGAAAAUAUUCCUGAACCAAAAUUAAGAGAACAAAUUUAUAAUUUAUUUAAAAAGACAAAUAAAGAUUUUCAAAAUAAUAUUUUAAUUUUACAAUAUUAUAGAAAUAUGUUAAUUAAUUAUCGAAAUUUUAAAAAUUAUAAUGAAUAUGGCUUAAAAAAUUGUAUAUUAAGUUCUCCUGAUAAAGUUUUAUAUUUUUUAGAAAAGGUUUUUAGAAAAGUAUUGCCACUUUUUUUUGACGAACUAAAAUUCAUAGAAAGAUAUAUUAAAUUUUGUGAAAAUAAAAAUCACAAUAAUAUAUUUCCAAAAAAUGAAAAAUAUGAAAAAGAUGAAAAAAAUGAAAAAAAUGAAAAAUAUGAAAAAAAUGAAAAAUAUGAAAAAAGUGUCGAAUGUAAGGAUGAUAAUAGUAAUAUAUCUUUGGUAACUCCAGAAAAUAUUUUUUAUUACAUUAAUAAAAUAAAAAUGGAAAAGUUAAAAAAAAUUCAAGACAAAUUAAAUGAGCAUUUAACUUUAUAUGAUGUUUUAAGUUUUGUCAUAAAAAUUUUAAAAAAAAGUUAUUUGUUAGAUAUGAUAAGUGUAAUUCCAAAAAAAGGGGAAUUAUGGGAUGAACAUAUCUUAAAAUUUGAAAUUAAAAAAGAUAAUCAUAUUUAUGGAUAUAUAUAUAUGGAUUUAUUUGAAAGGGAAAAUAAAAAUCAAGCAAUAGCACAAUAUACAGUUAGAUGUUCAAAAAAUAUGAAUACUUGUUUGAAAUAUAAAUGGUUUAAUGUGAAUGAUGAAGUUAAUUUUCCAUUUUUUUACACAGGUAUUAUUAAAAGUGAGAUAAAUAAUAAUGUAUCUAUUGAUUUUGAACAAGAUGAGAAAAAUGUUUUAUAUAGACAAACUACAUCUACUUUUUUAGUUUGUAAUUUUAAAAUCGAUUUUGAUAAAAAUGUAGAGAAAAAAAGUGAAUCCAAAGAAGAUCUAAAAUGUAGUUUAGCCUCUGAUAAAAUUACAAAUUUUUUAAAAAAUAUUAAAAUGAAUUUAGAAAAAGUUAAUCUAUUUCUUCACGAAUUUGGACAUACAUUACAUUGUAUAUUAAGUUCAACAUAUUUACAGCAUUUAUCAGGUAAUAGAAGUGGGGCAGAUUUUUCCGAAUUUUCAUCUCAUUUAUUUGAGGAAUAUUUAAAUAGCCAUGAAGCAUUAUCUAUGUUAUAUUCCCAAAAAAAAGAUGAAAAUGAAAUAAAAAAUAUGAUAUCAAAUUAUGUUAAAAAUAAAAAUAUUAUAUGUUAUUACCCAAUUAUUCAACUUAUUAUACAAUCUAUUAUUGAUCAAAUAUUUUAUUCUUUAUCUCAUAAUUCAAAUAACAUGAAUGAAAGAAAAAAAUUAAUAGAGAAUGAAAUAAAAACAUAUUUUUUAGGUCUAUACUAUAAAAAUAUUUUUAUAUUAGAUUUUUUUCCACAUAUUCAUUUUUCUAAAACAACACAUUUAAUUCAUUAUCCUUCAAAUUAUUAUUGUUAUUUGUAUUGCUCUAUAUUGGCAAAAUAUAUAUGGAACCGAACUUUUAAAAAUGAUUUAUACAACUUAGACUGUUCGUCUCGCAUCGUCAAAUUUCUAGAGGGGGGCUCUGUCAAUUCGAGCUUGCGAAAUAUCAUAUCCUUAGUCGAAACAGAUCAAGAAAAAAUCGAUUACUACACGGAAAACCCUCACCACAUUCCGUUGGACGAUUUUUUUGAAUAUUACCAAGAAGGAGAUAAACAAAAGAAAUAUGAUUCAUUUUUUUGUUCAAUCAUACCAUCAUAA
Plasmodium yoelii is the source of this 2820-nucleotide messenger RNA. Its product is annotated as mitochondrial intermediate peptidase, putative. Gene Ontology annotation, biological process: proteolysis; peptide metabolic process. Bases 1 to 2820 code for a protein of 939 amino acids. Lineage: Eukaryota; Apicomplexa; Aconoidasida; Haemosporida; Plasmodiidae. Gene Ontology annotation, cellular component: mitochondrion. Gene Ontology annotation, molecular function: metalloendopeptidase activity. The transcript is spliced from 2 exons. The record is from RefSeq and is a predicted model, not a curated record.